AAUGUUGCGUUCACUCACACAGUACGAUAGUCUGUUUUCGAUAGUGAUGAUUGGCUGAUUUACUUUCAAUUUGUCUUCUCCUUUAUUUGGAUUAUUUAUUUUGAUUUCUUUCUUGUGUUAAUCUUUCUUGUGAAAUCGAUUUAUGUACUGAAAGACAUACUUAUUACCGUGCAUAUUGUUUCUGAAUUCUUUUUCUUUUCUUGUAAUUCCACAUUUACAUGUUUUUAUAAAAUAAUAAAUAAAGUACAUUACUGAAGUACAUUAUAUUAUAUAAAAAUCGUGGAAUUUUGUGCAAGUGUUUUCUCUAUUAUAACAUUAUAUAAUUCGAUAACUUGAAAAUUUUUUUAUUGUUUAAUUUGUAUAUUGUGUAUUUUUAUUCGUGAAGAAAUCCAAAUAUAUCAGGACACUAUGUCGGUAUCUGAAAAAAUAAAAAUGAAUGUAUAUGGUGGAACAAAAAAUGAUGGACUUAAUGUUGUAAAAGUACAUGAAAUUCAAUUUUCAAAAUCAAAAUGACAAAUUGAACAACUUAAUUUAGAUGAAGUGAAUGUCAAAAACAAAUAACUUUCUACUAUUUUAUGUGAAGUGAAACAAUUUCACGAAGGAAUUUCUUCAAUUUAUCUUAAACUGGUGACUUAUUAAUGAUUAUAAAGAUCGCAAUUUGUUAAUUCGGCAUCAGAUUAUCAAGUUUUGAAACAGGAUAGUGUGUUUGCCACGAAAGAUUUCAUUUGAUAUAGAAGGAGAAAAAUUUCAUUGACAAACGUGAAAGUCAUUAUGGAAAUGUCGGACGACGAUUCUUAUGAUUUUUGGAAGAACUGGGACUUGAAGAAUUUAACGGAAGCCGAAUAUUUGACCAAAGUACUUGGACCUAAAUAUUUAUCUAUGAGGAUGGUCAUACCGCUCACGAUAAUAUAUAUGAUAAUUUUUAUAACUGGUAUUUUCGGGAACAUCGUCACAUGUAUCGUAAUCAUAAAAAAUUCUGCGAUGCAAACGGCCACCAAUUACUACUUGCUCAGUCUGGCUAUAUCUGACCUUAUUCUACUUGUAUUGGGAUUACCUAAUGAACUGAGCCUGUUUUGGCAACAAUAUCCAUGGGUUCUAGGAGUUAGUCUUUGCAAAAUAAGAGCAUACAUAUCGGAAAUGUCCUCUUAUGUAUCAGUCCUUACGAUAGUAGCUUUCUCUAUGGAAAGAUAUUUGGCUAUUUGUCAUCCGCUUCGUGUUUAUACGAUAAGCGGUCUCAAAAGACCGAUACGUUUCAUUUUAGCUGCUUGGUCGAUUGCACUGAUCUCUGCCAUACCAUUUGCAAUUUAUACGAAAGUCAACUUGGUCGAAUAUCCACCAGAAUCAGGGAAUUAUUCGGCCGAUUCCGCGAUUUGCGCUAUGCUUUUACCGUACAUGCCUGAUUUUCCUUUGUACGAGUUGAGUACUAUUAUAUUCUUCUUGAUACCAAUGUUAAUUAUCUUGGUGGUGUAUACUAGAAUGGGUUUGAAAAUCAGAAAUAGUACGAACAAUACUUUGAACUCUGUGGUACAAGGCUCUAUUCACGGAGAUUCGAGACAAAUUCAAUCUCGAAGAUCCGUGAUUAAAAUGUUAAGUGCCGUGGUUAUUUUAUUUUUUAUUUGUUGGGCUCCUUUUCACACUCAACGAUUACUCUACGUUUAUGCGCAAGAAUCUGAUUAUUAUCCAGACUUGAACGAAUGGUUGUAUAUUUUAAGCGGAUGUCUUUAUUAUUUCAGUACAACUAUAAAUCCAAUUUUAUAUAAUUUGAUGAGCAUGAAGUAUAGGAAGGCGUUUAAGCAAACAAUUUGUUGUAAAACGAGGAUAAUAGCCAGAAGAAGUUGGGCCACGAGAGAGUCUCAAAUGUGUAAUAACAGUUCGAGCGACAAAGCACGAAAUUCAAGCUUCAGAUGUUCUAUGAAAUAUACUAUUAAUCAAGCGAAAGAAAUGUUUCGAUUUACUCCAAGUCAAGAAAAUGGUGGCAGAGAUAAAAACAUGAAAGAUAAUGUUCCUCGUAAAUCAUAUAUACUGAAGAAGGAAGAUUCUACAUCGAGACCUCUUCUCAAUCGAAUGCAUUCCGCACAAGAAAAAUGGGAGAACAAAAAUUUAGAAUGUAAAAUGAAAGACGAAAAAUCCAUGUCUACAUCUAGCAGCAUUUUGUAACUUAAAUUGUAUAUUUUUAAAUGUUAAAUUAUUGUAUAUAAAAUAAUGUUAAAUUAAG
Molecule: messenger RNA, 2215 nt
Organism: Apis florea (little honeybee)
Lineage: Eukaryota; Metazoa; Arthropoda; Insecta; Hymenoptera; Apidae
Product: neuropeptides capa receptor
Biological process (GO): neuropeptide signaling pathway
Cellular component (GO): plasma membrane
Molecular function (GO): neuromedin U receptor activity
Source: RefSeq, a predicted model, not a curated record